Messenger RNA from Volvox carteri f. nagariensis, 864 nucleotides. RefSeq lists its product as uncharacterized. Bases 1 to 864 code for a protein of 287 amino acids. The transcript is spliced from 5 exons. Gene Ontology annotation, cellular component: RNA N6-methyladenosine methyltransferase complex. Lineage: Eukaryota; Viridiplantae; Chlorophyta; Chlorophyceae; Chlamydomonadales; Volvocaceae. The record is from RefSeq and is a predicted model, not a curated record.
AUGAACGGCAACCCCCUGGCGUGCCACCGGUUACACUUCUUUCGUGUCGUACAACCGCAUACGGAUGUAUCGCUGGGCAACUGCAGCUACCUGGACACGUGCAGGAACAUGCGCACUUGCAAGUACGUGCACUACCGACCCGACCCCGAGCCUGACGUACCCGGCAUGGGGGCGGAGAUUGCACGACUGCGCGCCAGCGUGCCCAAGUACCUCCAGGCGUUACAAGAGCCCCAAUGGAUUAACUGCGAUGUUCGUUCUUUCGACAUGACCGUACUGGGCAAGUUUGGAGUCAUUAUGGCGGAUCCACCAUGGGAGAUCCACCAAGAUCUGCCGUACGGUACGAUGAAGGAUGACGAGAUGCUGAGUAUGAACAUUGGCUGUCUGCAGGACAAUGGCGUCAUCUUCGUUUGGGUCACCGGUCGCGCCAUGGAGCUGGCGCGUGAGUGUCUAGCCAAGUGGGGCUACAAGCGGGUCGACGAGCUGAUCUGGGUCAAGACCAACCAGCUGCAGCGGCUCAUCCGCACGGGCCGCACCGGCCACUGGCUGAACCACUCCAAAGAGCACUGCCUGGUGGGCAUCAAGGGGAACCCGCAGCUCAACAGGUUCGUGGACUGCGACGUGGUGGUGGCGGAUGUUCGUGAGACGUCCCGCAAGCCUGACGAGAUGUACCCCCUGCUGGAGCGCCUCAGCCCGGGCACUCGGAAGCUGGAGAUCUUCGCCCGCAAGCACAACCUGGCCCACGGGUGGGUGGGUCUGGGUAACCAGCUGGAGACCAUCAACAUCGUGGAGCCGGACCUGCUGCAGAGGUUCAAGGCGCGAUACGGCUACGAGCCGCAACCCAAGACCAAGGGCUUCGUGGCGUAA